This is a messenger RNA of Meleagris gallopavo (turkey), 1913 nucleotides long. The record is from RefSeq and is a predicted model, not a curated record. Lineage: Eukaryota; Metazoa; Chordata; Aves; Galliformes; Phasianidae.
UGUUUCCUUCUUUAUUUGUAGGCUUUGGCAGCACGUUACAAGUGCAAUAAACAAAGGUGAUCAACACAAGGCAACACAGGAAAAAUUUGUGCUGGAGGAGGAGCAGAGGAAUGCUGCCCGGGAGCGAAGAGAGAAUGGCACGGAAUGGAAACCGCUGCUUUUCCAGCAUGAUUCCACAACUAAUGAAUGGCGCUACAAAUACGAGGAUUUAAGACCUUGGGAUCCUUUGAAUGAUAUUGCUCAAUUUGAGAAGAACGGGAUACUGCAGACCAUGGAAAGACGUUUAUCUACAAGGAUGUCAAACCAUAAAACAACAUGCAUAAACAAUCAAAUUACGCUGCACAAGAGAUCUACCAAAGACUGCAGACGCCGUAAAACCAGUGAUCAGCCAUCCAACCACAGCCAGAAUACAGAGAGCAGCUGUUCAACGCCGGAGUCUGUACAAGAGCUGUCAGAUGAUGAUGGCAAGUAUCUAGGGUUUGGUAGUCUGUGCACUCAGUGUGGGAAAGAAAUGAAUCACCUAAAGGAAAUUCGUUCAGCCGUCUUAUCUCUGCAGAGAGCCCAGCAGGAAAUACACAGAAACCUCAGCGCUCUGAACAAAAAAUCCUUUCACAGGAAGGUCUCUUCUGGAAGCUUUCUGCUGGACUCUCGCUGUUGGUUUCUCCUUUGCAUCUUUCUUACGUGUCAGCUAUUCAUUAAUUAUGUCUUCAAAUAAAUGCACCACGUUUGGCAGCAAUAACGAGUACUGGCUGCAGGAAGGGGGGGCACUCACACGAGGAGUCCAGCGAGGCACCAAAGCACUUUAGAACCAACGCAGCAGAGAUGGAAGAAAGUUGAAAAACAAGGUGGAAAAGGGACCUAUGAACUUUGUUCCUGCAGAUUAUGUCAUUUUUGCCUUUUACAUGUACAUCUUCAAGGACCUCUUAACCUGUAUGGGCCUUAAUGCUGAAGCCAAAUGUAGCUUUAAUCGUGCAAUUUGUUUUCUACGUUUCAUCAUUUUCUGAUACAAUUACUAAUUACCCACCGGUAUUGGUACCCCCAAAAUGGUAAAACACAGCAGUGUUUUACAAGAGGCACACCGGCCUGGUUUAUAGCUCUCCAAGGAAGGGGAGUAUAGCUGGGGAGCUGUACAGAACUGAUGUUCACAGUGCCUGUCUGGCUGCAUUUAAUUACGGGAGGGAGCAUACUUGGUCCAAAAAAUCCACCCCCCAGGAUAUUAGGUCAUAAUUUGUUUUGUCAGCACACACAUGCAGAACGGGACCUCAGGAUAUUUUGUUUUCCAUUCCAAGGUAGUUGUAAAUAUGCACAACUUCCGAGUGCCAUUCCUCUUUAGGAAAUGAGAAGUAUUCAGUGAAAGCUCCUGAUUCACUUCCAGAGCUGACUGGUGUCCUGGACCAGGCUCAUGGAGCAUCAUGUCAGACAUAUCUGUUCGUAAAACCUGGUCACAUACUAUUAUUGUUAUUAUUUGCUAUAUGGCUGUUUUAUAAUAUUACACAAAAGCAUUGUAGAGAGGAAUCACUGCCCCAGGAGAGGUGAGAAGGACAGGAGCAAUGGGUGUACAUGUGUUUGGUUGUAGGCACUUUUAUUGUGAAAGGUCAAGAAGGAGGAAGGGUUUUGCCACUGCAUUGUUCAAAUCUGUUAAUAGUCUUCCUAUUUUACACCAUUUUUAAAAGAUUUGCAAUAUUUUCUGUAGACUGCAGACAAUACUAAGCCUUUCUUUUUGGCCUGAAGUAGAUCCAAGUGGUAAGUACUGCUAUAUAUACAGCCUUAAAAUACUUAGUGGUGGUGCCAGUCUGGGCUAUCUUUCAAUGUAAAUGUUUCCAAAUUUUUAACUACAUUCCUCAUCAUAUUCCCCAAGUAGGGGAAACCUGUUUGUGCUUGAUAUGUUGAAAUAAAAUUACACACAACUUUCA